AUGGCUACUAGUAAUGGAACAUAUGGUGGUUACAGCUAUAACUUCGUGGCUGGUGAUCCUCCCAAUGAGUAUCUAUGCCACAUCUGUACACUGGUAGCACGGGAUCCUCAACAAGUUACCUGCUGCUACAAUAUAUACUGUAAGAGCUGUCUGGAUACACUAAAAGAGAAGAGCCAACUUGGCCAAGGGUUUAUCUGCCCAACUUGUCGUAGCUCACUAGAAGGAAAGUACUUUAAAGAUGGAAGAGUAGAAAGGGGAAUAAAGUCACUUAAGGUUUAUUGCACUAACACUGAUAGUGGGUGCCAAUGGAUGGGGACUAUUAAGGAUAUUGACACUCAUCUUAACGAUAGUUGUCCCUAUCAACUGGUACCUUGUACUAAUGAGUGUGGAGAGAAGAUUAGGAGAAGUAAACUGAAGACACAUCUGACAGAGAACUGUCCAGAACGAAUAGUUAACUGUCAGUAUUGCAAGCGAAAAGGUCGAUAUCAACUGAUAACAAGCAGCAGUCAUUUUGAUGAGUGUCCUGACCUCCCAAUCCAAUGCAGUAAUAAAGGUUGCAAUGAGAAGAUACCACGACGUUCACUAGCAUCACACAAUAGGACCUGCCCUAAAGCUAUCAUACCAUGUGAAUACAAUACUGUUGGAUGUAAUAAGAAAAUGAAGAGAGAAGAACAAGAGAAGCACAAUGAAGAAUCAAUGAAACAACAUCUGAAGGCAGCAGUGAAGAAGAUUGAGGUGCUGCUUCCAACCCAUCAAGUUUUUAAGCUAAAUGAAUAUGCAAAAAAGAAAAAAGAAGAAGAGGAUUGGUGUAGCCCAGGCUUCUACACAUCACCAGGAGGAUAUAAGAUGUCAUUUAAUGUCUAUCCUAAUGGUAAUGGUGAUAAUAAAGGUACACACGUCUCUUGCUACAUAUGUCUCAUGGCAGGAGAAUAUGAUGAUACAUUGGAGUGGCCAUUUCAAGGAGAAGUUACUAUAGAACUACUGAAUCAACUGGAGGAUAAGAAUCAUUGGAAGCGUACCUUAUUGUUUGAUGAAUCAACAGAUGAUGAUUGUAAGCAAAGAGUGAGAGAAGGUAGCAGUACAAGUGGAUGGGGUCACAUGCAGUUCAUAUCACAUGGAGAGUUAGAGUAUAAUCCAGUUUUUAUAUGUCAGUAUCUUAAAGAUGAUAGUCUGUACUUCAGAGUCACUAUAUCUAAGACAAAGCCAUGGCUGGCAUUAACAUAA
This is a messenger RNA of Amphimedon queenslandica, 1224 nucleotides long. RefSeq names its product TNF receptor-associated factor 5-like. The record is from RefSeq and is a predicted model, not a curated record. The coding region runs from base 1 to 1224 and encodes 407 amino acids. Gene Ontology annotation, molecular function: protein binding; zinc ion binding. Lineage: Eukaryota; Metazoa; Porifera; Demospongiae; Haplosclerida; Niphatidae. Gene Ontology annotation, cellular component: plasma membrane signaling receptor complex. Gene Ontology annotation, biological process: regulation of apoptotic process; regulation of canonical NF-kappaB signal transduction; signal transduction. The transcript has a single exon.